Molecule: messenger RNA, 2233 nt
Organism: Coregonus clupeaformis (lake whitefish)
Lineage: Eukaryota; Metazoa; Chordata; Actinopteri; Salmoniformes; Salmonidae
Product: ER lumen protein-retaining receptor 2
Exons: 5
Coding region: 219-857 (212 amino acids)
Biological process (GO): protein retention in ER lumen; endoplasmic reticulum to Golgi vesicle-mediated transport
Cellular component (GO): endoplasmic reticulum; cis-Golgi network; membrane
Molecular function (GO): ER lumen protein retrieval receptor activity
Source: RefSeq, a predicted model, not a curated record
UUUCCCGGCUUGCAUUGAGCGCCACGUUUCGGGGCCACGUCGCGCAUUACUCGCCAUUUUCUCAUCCAGACCAAGGAAAACGUCAAUUUAGGUGCCUGACAGACCCUCUUGUAAGGUUUUAAACCUGCCAGUAACGGAGGCUAAAAGGUCGUAUUUGAUUUGACCGGCAUAGGUUCGUUCUAGCGAAGGCACAGCCGCCUGCAGCACCCAGCAGAAUCAUGAACAUUUUCAGACUCACCGGUGAUCUCUCACAUUUAGCAGCCAUCAUCAUCCUACUGCUAAAAAUAUGGAAAACCAGGUCCUGUGCCGGUAUCUCUGGGAAGAGUCAGAUCCUGUUCGCCUUGGUGUUCACCAGUCGCUACCUGGACCUGCUCACCUCCUUCAUCUCCCUCUACAACACCACCAUGAAGGUCAUCUACAUUGGCUGUGCAUACGCCACUGUGUACCUGAUCUACGCUAAAUUCAAGGCCACCUAUGACGGUAACCAUGACACCUUCAGAGUGGAGUUCCUGGUUGUCCCCGUAGGAGGGUUGGCGUUCCUCGUCAACCACGACUUCUCUCCCCUCGAGAUCCUGUGGACGUUCUCUAUCUACCUGGAGUCAGUGGCCAUCUUGCCCCAGCUCUUCAUGAUCAGUAAGACGGGCGAGGCGGAGACCAUCACCACCCAUUACCUGUUCUUCCUGGGUCUGUACCGGGCUCUCUACCUCAUCAACUGGAUCUGGCGCUUCUACUUCGAGGGAUUCUUCGACAUGAUCGCCAUCGUGGCCGGUGUUGUUCAGACAAUCCUCUAUUGCGACUUCUUCUACCUGUAUGUAACGAAAGUACUGAAAGGAAAGAAGCUGAGUCUGCCAGCCUAAGUGCCAAAGAUCAGCGAUUUGGCAGACUCACUGGGGGGGUGGCACAUGAGUUGCCCCCCUCCCAUCCCCCCCUCCUACCGCCAGUGUAAGAUGCCUGAGACAGAGAGCGAGCUGCUUACAGUUUGUCCUGUUUUUUUACCACUAUCAGCGACACCCAGGGGCCUGUUCAGGAGGGUGCAAACGUCAGAGUGCUCAGAUAGAAAUGUAUUGUAUAGAACAGAUUGUUAUGUAGAGCUAGGGAAUUGUCAGCUCUAAUAAUUAUAUUUCUAUCUGCGACGCUUUCAAAGCUUCACCUUGCUGAAUGCAACCCAGAACAAACCCAAAAAGGCCUUCGGGCUUCUGUUUGAUGCAUCUUGCCUGACCUUUUUUAUUACUCUGUAUAAAGAAAGAAAAAGUUUUCUACAUAAAAAUGUGUACUCUCUGUAUGAUGAUUUGACACAUUAGUGAAUGAGAGCUGAAAACAUAAAUUGCCUGUGAUUUGACACUGUAAAAUAUUGGAGCGGACCUCUUGUGGUGGGAUAUAUUUGACUAAAUCCGUUUUAGUAUUUUCAAUCUCAAAUGUGCAUUUGUUUUUUUUCCUGAAUCCAAAACGUGGGGAAGUGUAAUGGAGUUUUAUCCCCUUGGCUUUGGCUGGCAAACUUUGUUUUGAGGAUACUAAGUUUGAUGUUUUUCUCUUUCUGACCCAGUGUACUUCCUGUAUAAAGAGGGCCAGUUAAACAACUGUUCAUUCAUGCCCUGGUCAAUACUUAAUAUAUCCCCAAACUGACAGAUUAAAAAAAUCUAAUGAAUGUUAAGUUUGAAUUUACCUGUAAUUGUCACCUGCUAUUUGAAUGAACUGUCAGUAGUGAUAUUUGAGAUCUAUCACUUACACCCCCAAAGAGUUUUCACUGAGAUGCAGUAUUGAUAAACUGCCUUAUCUUCAUUGCUGUGAAUGGCUUUCUUCAUUUAAAUUUACACUAAAACAAAUGUAUUCUCAUUUUCUUCACCCAUGGUUUGAUGGUGUAUCACCUGUAUCUAUAUUUUAUUACCUGAGUGUCAUUUCAAAAUGGCACUUCUAAGUGUUUAAAAUGAGUCCAUUCAAUGGCAAUAUACUGUAGGCUACUAAUGCAGACAUCAGCUCCUGAAACCAGUCGGUGUAUGCAGAUUCAUAUGUAGUGUUUCUUAACAAUGUCCAUAGAAUUGUCUACAUGAUGUGCAUAUUGUUGAGCUGACUUUAGAAGAUCUGUUGAUCUUUGUGACAAACCUGAUUCUAUGGGCAUUGUUGAAUUGGAAGCAUUAUUUGGCCUCACAUGCAGAUCAUUCCAAUUUGUUUUUUACUGAGCUUUCUUUUGCAUGAUGUUGCCACCACAAAUAAAGAUUUUACGGAAAACAAUUGA